AUGGCUAGCACGGAAAACGCCGAGAACACCACUCCCAUGCAUGACCUGAAAACCGACCCCGAAGACGUCAGAGAGCCAAUUCCUGAUGACAAGCCAGGCGAUGCCAGUCAUGCCACAAAAAUGGAAGAUGAUGGCCCUCCUGAUGGUGGCGUCGCUGCAUGGCUGGUCGUCCUGGGAGCGUGGUGCUGCUCCUUCGCCACCCGGGCUGGAUCAACACAAUGCUCUUUCAAAGGUGUGGGCAGCUUCCAGCAGUAUUACGAGACCGGGCCUUUGAAAUCCUACUCCAGCAGCACCAUUGGGUGGAUUCCGUCGCUCCAGCUGUUCUUCAUGUUCGCCCUAGGGCCUGUCGUUGGCAUAAUAUUCGACAACUACGGACCGAGGCCGCUCAUCAUUGGCGGGACGCUUCUUCACGUCUUUGGGCUGAUGAUGGCGUCGCUGGCCAAGACGUACUAUCAGUUCAUCUUGUCCCAGGCGCUUGCCUGCGUCUCAACCUGGUUUUCCAAGAAGCGCGGAGCAGCGAUGGGCAUUAUGGUGACAGGCUCAUCAGUCGGCGGUGUCAUCUUCCCUAUUAUGAUCACUUGA
Aspergillus viridinutans is the source of this 582-nucleotide messenger RNA. RefSeq lists its product as uncharacterized. The transcript has 3 exons. Gene Ontology annotation, cellular component: fungal-type vacuole membrane. Gene Ontology annotation, molecular function: transmembrane transporter activity. Bases 1 to 582 code for a protein of 193 amino acids. Gene Ontology annotation, biological process: transmembrane transport. The record is from RefSeq and is a predicted model, not a curated record. Lineage: Eukaryota; Fungi; Ascomycota; Eurotiomycetes; Eurotiales; Aspergillaceae.